AUGGACGAUCCAGGCGGAAAUCCAAAACGAACUAAGAAAACAGCGGCCUUGGACGACCUGGAAAAAGAAAUCGAUUUUGAACUGGACAUGCAGGACGAAAAGUGUAGCCACGCACUGAGAAUGGGCGACUUGUGCGCCAAUUGCGGGACGUGUCUUGAGAGAGACGUCAAUUUGGUGACUGUCACACACGGAUCGGAUCAACUUCUUCAAAGAUACGAAGACGCAUUCAGAAGCCACCUAAAACACUUCUACAAACUGGCUGAACACCGUAAGCUCAUUCUUCUCUGUGAUUUGGAUCAGACGGUCAUUCACGCUACGCUUGAGAAGGCAAACUGUGAUUUCUCGUUUGAAUUGGAUGGUGUCCGCUUCGCUGUCAAAAACAGGCGGUGGCUUGACCAGUUUCUGAGGAAGACAAACCGCCUCUUUGAGAUGCACGUCUACACGUUGGGAACCAGAGGAUACGCCGAUGCUGUUUGUAAGGCAAUAGAUCCAGAUAAGACGUAUUUUGGUGAUAGAAUUGUGACUAGGACUGAAAACAAUAAUGAGUUGAAGAAAUACAUUAAGAGGAUAACAAGUUUCGAUCAAAAUGUGCUGGUCUUAGAUGAUAGGAUCGAUGUGUGGGGGUUUAUACCAAAUUGCAUAUUCAUACGGCCAUUCUGCUACUACAGCAUGGAGGAUGUGAAUGAUCCAGUCAGGUUGGCCAAGAUGCGACUGGCUGCGAAGAAGGAGAACUUUCUGGAUGCAGCAAUUCAGAGACUGCUGGACGAAGAAGCACAGUCCAACCAGGAUAGGGCAGCAGAUGAGUACAGAAGUAUGGUUAAGGAAGACGUGAAUGUGGAAAUUGAGGAAGAAAGUGAGGGUGAGGAAGACAUAUUUGACAUAAGCAACAAGCCAAACAAGGAGGAUAUGGAAUUGAAAAAAGUCUAUUUAAUUCUGAAGAAGUUACAUAAAGGAUACUUCAGGAAAUUGGAUAGAAUUAGGAAGAAUGAGAGAGUAGAGGAUAUUCCAGUGGAACAGCUGAUAAAUGUGGGUGAUGUGGCACAGAUUAGGGCAUUGAAGAGGUAUAGCGUAGUGUGUAGAUCAAAAUAUCGCAAUUAUGUGCUGUAUUUGGGUGGAAGAAUAAUAAAAAUAGCAGAUUUGGAACACGAAGACAAGAGCAGGAUUCUGGUGAUCAAUGACAGGGCGGUAGCCAGUAAAUACGGCAUACGGAAUAUGUCAGAGGAUCUUUUGACGGCGUGUUUGUACAACAGGUGUUUUGUGACUAGAGACACCUAA
Enterospora canceri is the source of this 1275-nucleotide messenger RNA. Lineage: Eukaryota; Fungi; Microsporidia; Enterocytozoonidae. The record is from the annotation of a GenBank genome assembly.